This is a messenger RNA of Drosophila ficusphila, 878 nucleotides long. Its product is annotated as protein takeout. The record is from RefSeq and is a predicted model, not a curated record. NCBI's taxonomy places the organism in Eukaryota, Metazoa, Arthropoda, Insecta, Diptera, Drosophilidae. The transcript has 3 exons. Bases 35 to 865 code for a protein of 276 amino acids.
GAUCAGUAUUCAAUUGUGUUCGCCGACGUCAAAUAUGGAGCUAAUUCCCGCCCUCGUCCUGCUUUUCGGCUGUGCGCUCAUUUCGGUUCCUGGACACGCCUCCGAUUUACCCUCGGGAAUCGAGAAGUGCGCCAUUACGGACGAGCAGUGCCUGGUGAACGGGGUGAACUAUGUGCUGAGGAACUAUGCCCAGAGCGGCAUCAAGCAGCUGGGCCUGAUCCCCCUGGAUCCGCUGCACAUCAAGAAGUUCAAGAUUGCCCGCAACCCCCACAGUCCGGUCAACAUUGACCUCAGCUUCCACGAAGUGGACCUCUUGGGUCUCCAGCAGGCGGUUGCGAAGCGAGUGAGCGGAUUCAAGAGCGACCUCGGCCAUCCCAUUGAACUGGUCAUGAGUGUGCCCGAGAUUGUAGUCAAAGGACCCUACUCCGUUGAUGGCAGAGUCCUCAUUCUGCCAAUUACAGGCAAGGGCAACGCCGAGAUCAAAUUGAGUAAGUAUCGCCUUCUAUUUCGCUUCAUAAUGCAACUUAAUCUUAAUAGCAUAUAUAACAUAAAUCCCACAGUGAAAACCAAAGUGCGAGCUCUGAUCAAAUUCCGGCGAGUGUCGAAGGGCGAUCACCAAACUUUCGCCGAGGUGGUUGACAUUAAGGUCGACAUUGAUCCCGCCCAUGUCACCUACCACCUGGAGAACCUCUUCAACGGCCAGAAGGACCUGAGUGAGAACAUGCACGUGCUCAUCAACGAGAACUGGCAGGACAUCUUCACCGAACUGAAGCCGGGCAUCGGGGAGGCCUUCGCUCUGAUAGCCAAGGCAGUGCUGGACAGGAUCUUCGGCAAACUGCCGCUGGAGCAGCUCUUCCUUGCCUAAGCCCCUUAGUACA